AUGUUUUUUUCGUGCGUCAAUGUACUGCUGUUUGCUGGUUUUUUGGUGCUGACACGAAGUCCACUGACGAGAAUGCUGCGGACAGCUGCAAUACUGUGGGUUUUUGCAAAAAAAAAUCUUUUGGAGUUCACACACCUUCCUGCAAAUCUGGUCACUUCGUUCAUUCCAACGUUGAAAUCGGUUGGCAUACAUAUUUUAUGGGCUUACGGUACUGAGCUGUGGCAAAUUGCCAUUGGCAAUGCCACAGCUCAGCACUGGCAUGAUACAUGUACAUGUACAGCCACUGCGCAGCUGAGAGGUGGUGAACAUAUAAGCGACGACAAAGGAAUAGUCAUGGGAGAUGGCCAGCGUGUUGAGCGACUACAGCGACGAUGCGUCGCCCGCUCAUCGCCCUCCGUACAGCCAGGUGAUCCGCGCGUCGAUAUUACUCCGCAGACGUCGCUCCGCGUACGGAAACCUCAUCAUUAA
Molecule: messenger RNA, 468 nt
Organism: Phytophthora infestans T30-4
Lineage: Eukaryota; Oomycota; Peronosporomycetes; Peronosporales; Peronosporaceae
Exons: 1
Coding region: 1-468 (155 amino acids)
Source: RefSeq, a predicted model, not a curated record